Messenger RNA from Strongylocentrotus purpuratus (purple sea urchin), 993 nucleotides. It is a transcript of the gene chtf8, whose product is annotated as chromosome transmission fidelity protein 8 homolog. Gene Ontology annotation, biological process: mitotic sister chromatid cohesion. Gene Ontology annotation, cellular component: Ctf18 RFC-like complex. The record is from RefSeq and is a predicted model, not a curated record. The coding region runs from base 112 to 543 and encodes 143 amino acids. The transcript is spliced from 3 exons. NCBI's taxonomy places the organism in Eukaryota, Metazoa, Echinodermata, Echinoidea, Camarodonta, Strongylocentrotidae.
CGAAUUUCAAAAGGGCGAUGAUAUUCUGUCAGCAGUAAAAAUAUGCAUGGAAGAUAAAUGUCGUCGCGGGAAAAUUGAUUCCAGCACCAUCAAAAACACUGUCACGAAAAAAUGGUGCAACUUUACGUUAAAUCACCUACUGCACCUGGUGCCACUCCUGAGUGGAUGUUGAUAGAGCUACAAGGAGCCAUUGAAUCACCGGACAAUGAACAACUCACUGGUAGAUUCAUUGGAGAUUUACAUUUCAAUCUCAAGGGAGUUCCAGUCCUGAUCAUCGGCCAUCACAUCCUCUACGGAAAGGUCACUGACCUUGAGAAACCCUUCAUUGUCUUGAUGAAGAAUGAGAAUGCAGCCAAGGUCAUUGACGGAGACCAUGCUUCAGAUGCUAUGGAUGUAGAUUCUAGUCAGGAUGGGAACGGUCGUGACAAUACCUUAUCCCAACAGGACGAUACUUACUACUAUGUGAAUGCAGUGAUCAAGAAGAAAAUGAUUUUUAAAGCGAGACCGAAGCCUAUCAUUACCAAUGUGCCAAAGAAAGUAUGACAUUAAAACCGAUUGACUCGAACUCUUUCACUUCAAAGAACUUUUCAUUGGCUCAUAUCCUAGUGCAGCAAUGUUGCAAUGUGUUUGAUGCUACAGCAGUGAGAUCAUACCGAGAUGAAAAGAUCUUGUGGAUAUUUGUCUUGUGGCAUUAAAUUGCCAUUACAUAUUUACAUCGUCUGGUCUCUGGUCUUUUUACAUCAACUGGUCUUUGGCAUCUACAUUAACAAGGAUUGGCAGUUUUGAAUCUUCUGCCAGUCUUGUCUCAAGUUCCCUAUGUCUCUGUCUUUAUUUGGUUGAGUAUAAAUAUUUGGGAAAGUAAGGCAAUAGACAUGGAAAUUUGGUUCAACACACAAGGACUUCAAAUGUAUCAAGUCAUGCACCUUUAGGUAAAAGGAUUUGCAUUGUUCAGGGAAGUAUAAAAAGGUCUAAACCUUGACCUUGUUAUCUGUC